Molecule: messenger RNA, 2028 nt
Organism: Caenorhabditis bovis
Lineage: Eukaryota; Metazoa; Nematoda; Chromadorea; Rhabditida; Rhabditidae
Source: the annotation of a GenBank genome assembly
AUGGCGAUGGUAUUGUUUCGUUUGAGGCAAAUCGUCAUUAUUGUUCUAUUUGUAUGCUGCGGUGUUUUGGUGUUCAAUUCAUUCAAUUUAAUGAAGGACCAUGAUUUGGAACCUCCGAAAGCGGAUUUCGGCGUUGAAGAUUUGUCUUUAAUUAAAAUGGAGGUUCUGCAUAGCGAUCGGGAUAUCACCAAGAAAAACGGAAGUGUAAAUGUAAAAACUAAUACACUUACAGGAGUUGAGACUUGCAAUAUUCCAAAACUUGACAUUAAUGGCAGUGAAGUUAUCGGAUUCUUCAAAAAGCAUGAACCUUUAAAUUGCCAAAAACCAGAUAGCGGAAUUGAAGACAAUUGGGUAUUCGUGGAUAAUGAUGGAUUGUUGAAAUUUACAGAAAAACGAAAAGGAGCUGUUUGCAAAAUACGGUAUGUUGACCGAGUCGAUGACAAUAGGAAUAGUAUCAGCACUCCUGUUAAAAUAUAUGAUGGAUUUGUUAUGAAUGUAAGCGAUUAUGCGGUAAUUCAUUGUGUUCAAAGAUUUGAAAAAUGGAAAUCCAUUUUAUGGACCAUUGUUGAUAAUAAAAAAGUGCGCGAAAUGAAACGAGAAUUGGCUUCGAAUCGUGGAAAUAAAAAGCCAAUGAACGUCUAUUUCCUAGGAUUCGAUUCGCUCAGUCAGAUGUCAUUUAGAAGAAAAUUGCCGAAAACAGUUGAUUAUUUGGAAAAAGUAAUGGGAAGCGUUGUGCUGAAUGGAUACAAUAUUGUUGGAGAUGGAACACCCCAGGCUUUUAUACCUAUUCUAACAGCACAGACUGAAACCGAACUGCCGUUGACAAGAAAACGGUAUUCUAAUGCGAACUACGUUGAUGACGUGUAUCCAUUUAUUUGGAAUAAUUUCUCUGAUGCGGGAUAUGUUACAAUGUAUGGAGAAGAUGCUUUCAAUAUUGGAACAUUCACGUAUCGAUUGAAAGGUUUCCGUAAAUUGCCGACUGAUCACUAUACUCGCACGAUCUUCCAGGAAAUCGAAAAGCUUAAUGAUCGAAAUUGUAUUGGAUCUAUUCCGCUUCACAAGAUGUGGUUUCAAAAUGCGCGACGAUUUAUGAAGGUAUAUGAAGAUGUGCCAAGAUUCCUGCUCAUGCAUCAAUCGCUGUUGUCUCACGAUGACAUUAAUUUAGUUGGCGUCGAGGAUGACGACCUUUCAUCGCAUUUGAAAUUGAUGAACGAAGAAGGACAUUUCGAUAAUUCGAUUGUGAUUGUCAUGGCUGAUCACGGUCAUCGAUUCGCGCAACUUCGAGGAACCCAUCAAGGGCAGCUCGAGGAGAGGAUGCCGUUUUUCUCAAUUUAUUUGCCGAAAUCAUUCCGUCACACUGAUGUCGGCAAAACAAUGUAUAAAAACCUAUUGGAUAAUAAAGAAAAGUUAACAAGUCCAUUUGAUAUUCACGCAACUCUAAUGGAUAUUCUCAAUUUGAAUGAUAAUGAGGAUUCUUUCACGGAGCCGCAAGGAACCGAACGCUCGCAAUCUUUGUUCCGUCCGAUUUCGAGUAAUCGAGUAUGCAGUGAAGCUGGAAUUGAACCCCAUUGGUGCACUUGUUUAUCGUGGCAAGACGCAAUGUCCACCGAUGAAGACCGAAAUUUGUCGAUGCGAAUUGCCCAAACAGUUGUUGCUGCGAUUAAUAGGGAAAUUGAGACUGAAAAGAAGCUUUGCGCUCCGCUCCGCUUGGAUAAAUUGAUCGGGUCGAAGAAAUUGCUUCCCGAUAAAGGUCUUCUUUCUUAUAAAAAUACCAAGGAUGCCGAUGGAUUUGUGCCAGAUUUGUCUGGAAAUACGAAGCCAGCGUUCGCCCAUUAUCAAAUAAAAUUCAAGACAACACCUGGUGUGGCUAUUUACGAGGCCACAUUAUUCUACGAUAUGAUGAAGGACGAAGUCAAAUUCGACUUUGCGUCUCUGAGCCAUGUGAACAAAUUUGGAGACACUCCCCAUUGUAUAAUUGACAAGAACUACUACCUCGCCACCUUCUGUGUGUGUUACGAUCGCAUUUAA